This is a messenger RNA of Ramularia collo-cygni, 774 nucleotides long. RefSeq lists its product as uncharacterized. Bases 1 to 774 code for a protein of 257 amino acids. The record is from RefSeq and is a predicted model, not a curated record. The transcript is spliced from 2 exons. Lineage: Eukaryota; Fungi; Ascomycota; Dothideomycetes; Mycosphaerellales; Mycosphaerellaceae.
AUGGCAUCUCUCCGCGUCCCAGCGAAAUCGUCUGGAGCUCCAGAGCAUGCACCAGCUCCGUGGACGCUCAAAGGAGACAUGUACUGGCUGUUCCUGCGGCUCAGUAGUCCCCUUCCAUCCAACGUCUAUCAUCCACUCGAUCUGGGGCAGCAUUCUUCUUCUGGCUCCAGCAGUUUCCAGGGGGGUUUCGGUACAAUACAGCUGAUCAGAUACUCGGAAAGUCCAGUGGGUCCAUACGAUGAGCUCAUGCUCAUUCCCGGCGAGUAUCAAGUGCCAGGAGGCGAGCACAAAGGCAAAAGCAAGCUCCGAGUCUCCAGGAUAUACGUCAAUCAGAAAGAAACUUGCUACAAUGCGAGAUUCGAAUUCUCGGAUCCAGCGAGACGCAAGGGAGACCCAUCUCCAAACGAGCUGAAGGUCUCUGUCUUUCCGCCUGGUGAAGGCACGGACGAGCCGUUUUUCAGCGCCACAUUCACGUCUGCCRGAUGGCUGCCCAGCUUCCCGUUGUCGACAAAGUACCUUCCCAUGGACACGACGCUCGUGCAGCCACCACUACCCGAAGGUGACGAAGCGAUGCUUGCUGGCACAGAAACGUGGAAGGUAUGCAAGCUCUCAGUCUACACCAACCGAGCGAGCUUGGUGUGGGUCGAUGCAGCAGCGACCAAAGACAAGGAUGACAAGGCAUGGCCAAGUCUGACACCCUGGAGCAUGGGACUUUGUAUCGAGGAUGCCACGAUCGGUAUGGAGAAGCCCGACGAGUUCUCGUGUAAACUGUAG